This is a messenger RNA of Symbiodinium natans, 393 nucleotides long. The record is from the annotation of a GenBank genome assembly. Lineage: Eukaryota; Dinophyceae; Suessiales; Symbiodiniaceae.
AUGCUGGGCAUUCCUGUUCGCUUGCCCUUCUGUUCCGCGGUGAUUACAGAGACUGGGACCAUCUACGUCUCCGGCGCAGUCGGCGCCCGGAAAGGCAGCGACGGAAAGCCGGCCAUCGUCCCUGGGGGCCCGGAGAAGGAGGCAGUGCAGACGCUGCGAGUCAUUGAGGCGUGCCUAAACGCUUGUGGAGCCGGCCUUGAACAUGUGACGAUGGUGCACGCCUUCCUUGUGGAGUACACGACAGAGCGGUUUCAAGCCAUGAACGCCGGGUACAUGGAGGUUUGGGGCUCCCGCCCUCUCCCCGCCCGGAUUUGCACGGGCACGAGCCAUGUCGGUUUAGGCGGAUCGGUUGCGCCUCGGCUUGGGGUUGACGGGUUGAGGUUUAGGGUUUAG